Propithecus coquereli (Coquerel's sifaka) is the source of this 810-nucleotide messenger RNA. It is a transcript of the gene OPALIN, whose product is annotated as oligodendrocytic myelin paranodal and inner loop protein. The transcript has 5 exons. Gene Ontology annotation, cellular component: cell-cell contact zone; plasma membrane. Lineage: Eukaryota; Metazoa; Chordata; Mammalia; Primates; Indriidae. Bases 165 to 620 code for a protein of 151 amino acids. The record is from RefSeq and is a predicted model, not a curated record.
AUACAUGGUUUGGCCAGGGCUCUCUUGGAGCCACCUCUCACCCUGCCUCCCCAGCUCUCCCAGCUGGAUGUUCCUACAAAUGAGCAACACAAGCCCAUAACACUAGCGAGAAAGGAACUUGCCAAGGACAGUGUUCGGAGAAGGUUCUUGGGAGGCUGUCAGAAAUGAGCUUUUCACUGAACUUCACGCUGCCAGGGAACACGACUUCCUCUCCUGUUACAGGUGGGAAAGAAGUGGACUGUGGGCCCUCUCUCGGGUUAGCGGCAGGCAUCCCAUCCAUCGUGGCCACAGCCCUGCUGGUGGCUCUGCUGUUUACUUGGAUCCACCGAAGAAGAAGUAGCCUUGAGUCCAUGGAGGUGAUGACCAGCUUCUUUGGGUCUGGAUGUUUGGCCAAAAGUAGAAGUCUCAGCUGUAUUUUUAAAAAAUCUAUUUGUUUUUUCAAGAAUCCUAGGAGAUCACCAACACAUGAGAAGAAUACAAUGGGAGCACAAGAAGCCCACAUAUAUGUGAAGACUGUAGCAGGAAGAGAGGAGCCCAUGCAUGACACUUACCGUCCUACGGUAGAAAUGGAGAGAAGGAGGGGAUUGUGGUGGCUUGUCCCCAGACUGAGCCUAGAAUAAUGUGGCUCAGUCCAGGAGAAGACCUGGAGCUGGGACAGGCUGAAAACCCAGGAAUUUGUACUUGGAGAGGAGAGAUGCCACCUUGCUUCUUAACCAAUCCAAGUUUCCUUUACAGAUCUGGAACACUUAUGGAUUGAUUUGUCUCUUUAGGGGACAGCUCCAAUAAGCUUGAUUCCAACUUUCAGAUUUU